This is a messenger RNA of Merops nubicus (carmine bee-eater), 1755 nucleotides long. Its product is annotated as dystrobrevin alpha. The record is from RefSeq and is a predicted model, not a curated record. Gene Ontology annotation, cellular component: plasma membrane; synapse. Gene Ontology annotation, biological process: synaptic signaling. Gene Ontology annotation, molecular function: zinc ion binding. NCBI's taxonomy places the organism in Eukaryota, Metazoa, Chordata, Aves, Coraciiformes, Meropidae. The transcript is spliced from 17 exons. The coding region runs from base 1 to 1755 and encodes 584 amino acids.
AUGAUUGAAGAUUGUGGGAAAAGAGGAAAUACCAUGGCAGAAAGAAGGCAGCUGUUUGCAGAAAUGCGGGCUCAGGAUCUGGAUCGCAUUCGCCUCUCCACCUACCGCACGGCCUGCAAGCUGAGGUUUGUCCAGAAGAAAUGCAACUUGCACUUGGUGGACAUCUGGAACGUGAUAGAAGCCUUGCGGGAGAACGCGCUCAACAACCUGGACCCCAACCUGGAGCUGAACGUGGCUCGCCUGGAGGCUGUGAUUUCAACUAUCUUCUACCAGCUCAACAAACGGAUGCCAACCACCCACCAGAUCAACGUGGAGCAAUCCAUCAGCCUGCUGCUCAACUUCUUGCUAGCAGCCUUUGAUCUGGAAGGACAUGGUAAAAUUUCCGUUUUUGCUGUCAAAAUGGCCUUGGCAACUCUUUGUGGGGGGAAGAUCAUGGACAAAUUAAGAUACAUCUUCUCGAUGAUUUCUGACUCCAGUGGAGUGAUGGUUUAUGGCAGAUAUGACAUGUUUCUGCGGGAGGUUCUCAAGCUGCCCACGGCUGUCUUUGAAGGGCCUUCGUUUGGUUACACCGAGCAGUCGGCCAAGUCUUGUUUCUCACAACAGAAAAAAGUCACAUUAAACACUUUCCUGGAUACUCUCAUGUCUGAUCCCCCGCCACAGUGUCUAGUGUGGUUGCCACUUCUGCAUCGACUGGCAAAUGUUGAAAAUGUCUUCCACCCCGUGGAGUGUUCCUACUGCCACAGCGAGAGCAUGAUGGGCUUUCGCUACCGCUGCCAGCAGUGUCACAAUUACCAGCUCUGUCAGGACUGCUUCUGGAGGGGCCACGCCAGCGGUUCCCACAGCAACCAGCACCAAAUGAAGGAGUACACGUCAUGGAAAUCACCUGCUAAGAAGCUAACUAAUGCCCUUAGCAAGUCUUUAAGCUGUGCUUCCAGCCGUGAACCUUUGCACCCAAUGUUCCCUGACCAGCCUGAAAAACCUCUAAACCUGGCUCAUAUUGUGCCCCCCCGACCUGUAACCAGCAUGAAUGACACACUCUUCUCCCACUCUGUCCCCUCAGGAAGUCCUUUUGCAAACAGAAGGUUGCAGUACAGCCUCGGUGUGGCAGACAGGCUGGCCGAUGAACAUGGUCUCAUCGGGCUGUAUGUCAACAUGCUGCAGAGCCACCCCGCACGCGUGCUCGACAGCGCCAGUCGCCUGGAUGAAGAGCACAAGCUGAUCGCCAGGUAUGCAGCAAGGCUGGCAGCAGAAACCUCCUCAUCACAGAGAGGGGCAUCAGAUAUCUCCUUCACCAUUGAUGCAAACAAGCAACAGAGGCAGCUGAUUGCAGAGCUUGAAAAUAAAAACCGAGAAAUCCUGCAGGAGAUCCAGAGGCUGCGACUUGAGCACGAGCAAGCGUCUCAGCCCACACCAGAGAAGGCACAACAAAAUCCCACUCUGCUUGCAGAGCUCCGGCUCCUGAGACAGAGGAAGGAUGAGCUGGAACAGAGGAUGUCUGCUCUCCAGGAAAGCCGGAGGGAGCUCAUGGUUCAGUUGGAAGGCCUCAUGAAACUGCUGAAGGAAGAAGAAUUGAAACAGGUAACCCAAGGGGCAGGCUCCCCACGUUCCUCACCCAGCCACACCAUCAGCCGACCGAUUCCGAUGCCCAUCAGGUCUGCCUCUGCCUGCUCCACCCCGACGCACGCGCCUCAGGACUCGCUGACCGGGGUGGGAGGAGAUGUGCAGGAAGCCUUUGCACAGAGUAAGAGAGGCUGA